Molecule: messenger RNA, 1885 nt
Organism: Xylaria bambusicola
Lineage: Eukaryota; Fungi; Ascomycota; Sordariomycetes; Xylariales; Xylariaceae
Product: major facilitator superfamily domain-containing protein
Exons: 9
Coding region: 377-1843 (488 amino acids)
Biological process (GO): transmembrane transport
Cellular component (GO): membrane
Molecular function (GO): transmembrane transporter activity
Source: RefSeq, a predicted model, not a curated record
UAGCCGCUAGUCACGUAUCACGCCCUGCUGUUAUGACCUUGUGAUCGACAAGACACACUUCGCCAAGCGGAUGCGGGGAAGAACUAUCCUUGGUCAUACACGAGCAGGGUAUUGAGUCUGCUACCCCGGUGGUUGGUAAAAUCAGGUGUACGAGUAGAGUAUAAGUAGUAGCAGAGAAGUGCUACACUAGGAUCGUGAUUGACCGAGGCUGGGGUAUGAAGUGAGACACCGUUGUCAACCGCCUUUAAGUCAACCUACUACUGCUAAGCUACCCUCUUCUUUCACACUACGUAUCGUUUUAUAUCCCAUGAGGUUUUAAAGCUUUAUUCACCUAGCUUCAUAAAUCACUGGUUGUGGUGGUGCUACAGACUUCACCAUGGACAAUGAUAGUGACAAAGGCGCCUACGCCUUCGACCAGAUCGAGAAACUCGAAACGGGUCGGCAGGUCGCAUCAGAUGAAGUAAUUGAGCUUACCGAAAGCGAAGGAAAGAAGAUUAUCCACAGAAUUGAUCGUAGACUACUGGUAACUAUAGGUUUUAUGUACUGCAUCAGUCUCAUAGACCGAACGAAUAUCUCGCUUGCUGCUAUCGCCGGCCUCGCCCAGGACCUGGUUCUCACUGGCAAUCGAUACUCGAUUGCUACUCUGGCCUUCUUCCCUACCUACAUCGUGUUCCAGCCUACGUCGACCGUGCUCGUCCGCAAACUUGGUCCCCGCAUCCACAUAGCCUUUAUUACUGCCGCCUGGGGCGCCGUUAUGCUUGGAAUGGGCUUCGUACAGACGUUCGGUGCACUUACGGCUCUGAGGGUUUUGAUAGGUAUUUUGGAGGCUGGGUUCUUCCCAAGCGCAGUAUAUUUGCUAUCAACGUGGUAUACAAGAUAUGAACUGGGCCGACGUUAUGGAUUGUUUUAUCUGAUUGGCUCAGUGACUUCCGCUUUCUCAGGCAUCAUCGCUUUUGGUAUCACCCACCUUGAGGGUGCUGGCGGGCUCAGAGGUUGGCGAUGGAUUUUCGUAAUCGAAGGCAUUCUCACUGUCCUUCUCGGCAUAGCCGGAUAUUGGCUCUUAGUAGACUUUCCAGAUUCCGAUCGCAAGAACUGGAAAUUUUUGUCCGAGCAGGAACGUGCCUGGGUUGUUAACCGUGUAAAUGCUGACCGUGGCGAUGCUGAGACACCUAAGUUUCGGCUCGGUCACUUUCUCAGGGCUGGGCUUGACUGGAGACUCUGGGCUUACGGUGUGAUCGCAUUCGGAAGUACAACCGUGACUUAUGCUCUGGCAUUUUUCCUACCCAUCAUUCUUAACGAGAACCUUGGCUUCGACGUGGGCGCAUCUCAGGCCCUUGUUGCGCCACCCUAUGCCUUCGCAGGACUUUUCAUGUAUGCUAUGGGCUGGCUAGGAGAUAAGUAUCGCAUGCGUGGACCCAUUGUUGUCAUCAACAUGGUUGUUUCGCUCAUUGGACUGCCUCUGCUCGGCUGGCAUCCAGACGCGAAAGUCAGGUACUUCGGUUCAUUCCUCCUCGUCGCAGGAGCAAACUCCAACGUACCGGCGUCUCUGGCGUACCAGGCUACCAACAUCCGUGGACAGUGGAAGCGUGCUUUUGCCAGUGCGACUUGGGUCGGCUUCGGCGGAAUCGGUGGUAUUGCUGGAAGUUUGGUGUUUAGAGCGGAGGAUAAGCCAGAUUACCGGCCGGGACUCUGGGCUUGUAUUGCUGUGUGUGUGUUAAACAUUCUCGUCGUUGGCGUCUGCACUUUGUCAUUCUACCUUGACAAUAAAAAGGCAGAUAGAGGCGAGAAAGAACUCGAAGCUGAAGAUGAGGGUUUCCAACCCGGCUUCCGCUAUACGUAUUAGUACUAGAAAUGGAUCAGUAGCGUGUGUGAUUGAAUGCUACUG